Brenthis ino (lesser marbled fritillary) is the source of this 1488-nucleotide messenger RNA. The record is from the annotation of a GenBank genome assembly. NCBI's taxonomy places the organism in Eukaryota, Metazoa, Arthropoda, Insecta, Lepidoptera, Nymphalidae.
AUGGCGCUGUUUGGGCUAGUGUGGCUGCUCCGAGUGCGCGGAUCUUUAUGUGGGUGCACAGCUUGCAAACGUGCCAGGCUGGAAACUCAAGAUGUGCAGUGCAGGAGAGCUUCGAGGAUCUCCAGUACCCCAUGUCUGGAGGAGCAUGCGACAGGAACAGAGUGCGCACCCAGCCCUGAUGAACGUGCCCCUUUUGAUGUUAUUGCACUUCAGCAGUAUACACGCGAUGCUACUGUGCAGACGGACUUUGAUGAUGACGAAUUAGAAGACUUAGACAAAAUCGAACUGCAAAUUAAGGAAGAAUCGAACGUGAGCAACUACGAAAGCGGGCGUGAACAAUUGACAUUAAGUCCGGAAACGGAGCAAAUAGUCACAGGAAGUUACCAGUAUCUAAUGCAACACAGUACAUCGAAUCCCGAUGAUGUUUGGGAAACGACAGAUGUGACAUUAGAGCGGGCUGCGGGCGGUCUGGGUCUCAGUAUAGCCGGCAGCGAGAGUGGUGGUGACAUCAGCAUAACUAGAAUAGCACCUAAUGGCGCAGCUAAAAGCGAUGGUAGACUUCAAACUGGAGAUAUUCUCUUACAGGUCAACGAUAUCUCCGUGGAAGGUGCCCCACAUUCUGUUGCCGUUGACGCAUUACAAAAGGCUGGGAAUAUUGUGAGAUUAAGAGUUAGACGAGCCCGCAGACCAAUGGUCGUGACACUCAGUCGAGGGGCACGUGGGUUAGGGUUAGGGAUAGCUGGAGGCGCGGAUGAUGCAGCAGGUGGCGAAGGCAUUUUUAUAUCACACAUCGCAGUGGGAGGCGCUGCCCAUCACGAUGGUAGACUUAAACUAGGAGAUAAAAUUUUAGCUGUUAGAGAUUUGAAUGGAAUUGAAACACCAUUGAUAGGAGUUACGCACGCUAUGGCUGUGGCGGCAUUGCGUAGUACAGGCGACCACGUGACGCUAGUAGUUCUCCCGGCAGCUGGCUCUAUUCCACCUGUAGCCCGCACUGCACCAUUAUACUCCACAAGAACCCAGGCCACAUCGUGCUCGACGCUUCACGACCUUUCAGAAGAGGAGCUCAAUAAAAUACCAAGAUGUGUACGCAUGGUGCGCCUAGUGCGAACGGGCUCGAGGCUAGGGAUGGAUAUCGUUGGGGGGUUGGGAGGUGAGGUGGAAGGGAGCAACGGGGUAGAAGAUACUUGUGGGGUGUUCGUAUCUGGCGUGUCAACUGAAGGGGCAGCAUAUGGAUUGUUACACAGGGGUGACAGAAUACUCAGUGUGGAUGGAAGAGAUCUCGCCCGAGCGACACAUGAACAAGCUGCGGCGGCUUUAAAGUAUUCUGGCGGCGCUGUGACAAUAGCUGCCCAGUACCAGCCUGAGCUCUACGAACGUCUACGAGCUAGGAUUCGAGCGAUAAAUGCGGCGGCAAUGUCUCCUCACACUCAUGCACGCAUAUCUACUCACAUACCCGUUCGUCCUGACGUCCAUGCCAUAUAUCCAAGG